Messenger RNA from Leguminivora glycinivorella, 4336 nucleotides. RefSeq names its product xanthine dehydrogenase-like (gene Xdh2). Lineage: Eukaryota; Metazoa; Arthropoda; Insecta; Lepidoptera; Tortricidae. Bases 189 to 4205 code for a protein of 1338 amino acids. The record is from RefSeq and is a predicted model, not a curated record. The transcript has 8 exons. Gene Ontology annotation, molecular function: iron ion binding; 2 iron, 2 sulfur cluster binding; FAD binding.
UAAAGAGCUAAUUUUAUAAUUAAGGCAAUAAAGAUAAUAGAACCAAGAGAAUGCGAGGUAUGUCUCAAGUCAAGUCGAGCCAGUCAAUCGAGAAAGGUCGUUCAAGACGGUCGCAUACAUACAUUAUUCAUAUCGGAUAUUUAACCAGUUAUGUCUCACUUUACAGGUCCUAGAAUUUAGUUCUCAGUAUGGAAGAUAUACAAAAGUUGAUUCCAAAGGACGCGCAAACUGUUCUUGUGUUUUUCGUCAAUGGAAAGAAGGUAACGGAACCCGCUCCGGAUCCGGAAUGGACGCUUCUAUGGUAUCUGCGGCGGAAGCUCCGGCUCACGGGCACGAAGUACGGCUGCGGGGAAGGCGGCUGCGGCGCAUGCACCGUUAUGGUCUCCCAGUACAACGCACGGGAUGAUAAAAUCAAACAUAUUGCAGUAAACGCGUGCUUGAUACCCGUGUGCGCAAUGCACGGCUUAGCUGUAACUACAGUUGAAGGAAUUGGUUCCAGUCAAGAAAAGCUUCAUGCCGUACAGGAGCGUAUUGCCAAGUCGCACGGAUCACAGUGCGGAUUCUGUACUCCCGGAAUAGUUAUGUCUAUGUACGCUUUACUGAGAAACAAGACCAAAAUACAAGAAAAAGACAUCGAAACUGCAUUCCAAGGCAACCUUUGCAGAUGUACCGGGUACAGGCCAAUAAUUGAAGGAUUCAAAACUUUCAUCGAAGCCUGGGAAACACGAUACGCAAAUAAAGGUAGCUGUGCGAUGGGAGACGAUUGCUGUAAAAAUAAGAAAACGGAUGAAGAAAAACCAAUGCUAUACGAUAAAACAGCUUUUCAGCCAUAUGACCCUACACAAGAACCAAUAUUUCCGCCGGAGCUGAAAAUUAAUAAGACGUACCAAAAAGAAUAUCUAUAUUUUAAAGGUGAAAGCGUAUUGUGGCUCCGGCCCCAAAAUUUACAUGAUGUUGUAUCUAUAAAAGAAAUAUAUCCCCAUAGCAAAAUUGUAGGAGGAAACACGGAGAUAGGAGUAGAAAUGAAGUUUAAGAAAAUUCAUUUUCCAAUUUUACUUUCACCGUCUCUUAUAACCGAAAUUAACUUUUGUUCUGUAACGGAUAAGGGAGUUAAAAUCGGUGCCUCAACUACAUUGACAGAAAUAGCAAAUUUCCUUCAAGACGUCAUAGUAAAAAAUCCCGGGGUUUGUAAAACCUUUGAAGCCAUUACAGAUAUGCUUCACUGGUUCGCUGGCAAUCAGGUACGUAAUGUUGCAUCCCUUGCGGGGAAUAUCAUAACAGCAAGCCCCAUAUCAGAUUUAAACCCUAUAUUGAUGGCAUCGAGUGCUGUUUUGAAUGUGUACAGUAAGCAUAAAGGACAUAGACGAGUGGUGAUGAACGAAUAUUUUUUCAAAGGAUAUCGGAAGACUGUCAUAGAAGACUAUGAAAUACUUAUGUCCAUUGAAAUUCCAUUCACGAAAGAAUCUCAAUUUUUCAAAGCAUAUAAGCAAGCUAAAAGAAAGGAAGAUGAUAUAUCUAUAGUCACAGCGGCUUUUAAUGUAACAUUUAAAAAUAGUAAUGUCGUAGAAGCUACACUAUGUUACGGUGGAAUGGGACCUACUACUAAAUGUGCAGCUAAGACAUCAACAGCAAUGCAAAACUUAAGUUGGAACCAAAAUAUAUUAAAUGUUGUUUUGGAAAAUCUGUUGCAAGAAUUUGAGUUAGAUAUUUCUGUGCCCGGAGGAAUGGCAGAAUACAGGAAAUCGCUCUGCUUAAGCUUAUUUUUUAGAUUUUAUAUCGACGUAUUUAGUAAAAUACAAAAAUACAAUGGUGCAACUUUACCUCCGGAGUAUUUAAGCGCUGCCACUGAAGAGUCGACAUUAUCAUGGAACAGUUCGCAGUAUUUUGAAAUAAAAGACAAUUAUAGAAAGAUAUCGGAUAGUGUAGGCAAACCUGUGCCACAUAUGUCAGCUUUCAAGCAAGCCUGCGGUGAAGCUUUGUAUUGUGAUGACAUACCACAUUUUGAAGAUGAGCUUUUUUUGACGUUAGUUUUCAGUACUAAAGCUUACGCGGAAAUUGUGUCUAUAGAUGAAAGUAAAGCAUUGUCAGUACCUGGGGUAGUGGCUUUUUUCUCAGCUUCAGAUUUAGAAGAAAAACGUAACAAAUUAGGUCCAAUAUUUAAAGAUGAAGAGAUAUUUACCUCAAAAGUGGCGACCAGUCGGUCCUGUGUCAUUGGCGCUGUGGUCGCAAAAUCCGAAAGUGCGGCGAGGAAAGGAAAAGAUUUAGUCAGUAUUACUUACAAUGAUCUAGAUCCUGUUAUUGUCACCAUCGAGGACGCGAUCGCUCACAAGUCAUACUUUUCAAGUCCACGUGUACUCAAAAAAGGAGAUGUUGACAAUGUUUUUAAAAACGCAAAGCCGGACAGUAUUAUAGAAGGUUAUGUUCGAAGUGGCGCUCAAGAACACUUCUAUUUAGAGACUAUGUCUGCAUUUGCUAUUAGGAAAGAAGAUGAGUUAGAGAUUAUUUCUUCUACUCAAAAUCCUGCCGAAAUUGGGCACCUUGCAUCACAAGCUCUUGGUAUUCCCAAUAACAAAGUUGUUUCGAAAGUAAAACGGUUAGGUGGUGGUUUUGGUGGUAAAGAAACUCGGGCAACCAUAUUGGCGAUUCCUGUGGCAAUAGCCAGUUAUAAAUUGAAAAAGCCAGUUAGAGCUGUUCUAGAUAGGGAUGAAGAUAUGCAAGCUACAGGUUACAGGCACCCAUGCUUGAUCAAAUAUCAAGCAACGUUUGACAAAGAUGGAAGAAUUACAGCCGCUAAAUUUGAAAUUUAUGCAAACGCAGGAAAUUCUAUGGACAUAUCUUGUUCUAUGAUGGAGAGAAUAGUCAUGCACUUGGACAACUGUUAUUUUAUUCCAAACAUAGACGUGGAAGGAUUCCUUUGCAAAACCAAUAUGCCCUCAAAUACAGCAUUUAGGGGAUUUGGAGGUCCACAGGCGAUGUUAGCUGCGGAGACGUUAAUAAGAGAUGUAGCUGCAGCUGUUGGCAAGAACUACGAAGAAAUUGCAGAUCUUAAUCUUUACAGGGAAGGACAGUUAACACACUUUAACCAGUGCCUCACAUAUUGCACGAUAUCCAGAUGUUGGAAUGAAUGCAUUGAAAAUUCAAACUAUUGGCAAAGGAAAAAAAAUGUUGAAGACUUUAAUAAGUGUAACAGGUGGAAGAAAAAAGGAAUUUCGAUAUUACCUACAAAAUACGGAAUAUCAUUUCAAGGAGACCUUCUUAUGCAAGGGGGUGCAUUGGUUUUAAUAUAUACAGAUGGGUCGAUUCUUAUAUCAAUCGGAGGCAUCGAAAUGGGACAAGGUUUAUUUACAAAGAUGAUUCAAGUUGCGUCCAAAGUUCUAGAAGUCGAUAUCAGUAAAAUUCACAUCAGUGAAAUGGCGACCAACACUAUUCCUAAUAGUUCACCGACAGCGGCGAGCAUGAGUUCUGAUAUAUAUGGAAUGGCAGUUGUUGAUGCCUGCACUACUCUAGCAAAACGGUUGGAGCCAUACAAAACCAAGAACCCUACAGGAACAUGGGAGGACUGGGUCAUGUCGGCCUAUUUCGACAGGGCCCACUUGUCAGCUACAGGUUUUUACGUAGUACCAAAAAUUGAAUACAACCCUGAAACAAAUAGUGGCAACCUUUUUGAAUACUUCACUUAUGGAGUUGCAUGUUCAGAAGUUCUGGUCGAUUGCUUGACCGGGGAUCACACAGUACUGAGAACCGAUAUUGUUAUGGAUUUAGGCGAAAGUUUAAACCCUGCAAUCGACAUUGGUCAAAUUGAGGGAGCAUUCACACAGGGCUAUGGAUACUACACAAUGGAGGAAAUGGUGUUUUCACCUACUGGUGAAUUACUGUCUCGUGGUCCGGGUGCUUAUAAAAUACCUGGAUUUUCCGAUGUACCAAAAACAUUCAAUGUUUCACUGUUGAAAGGAGCACCUAAUCCCCGCGCUGUCUAUUCUUCAAAGGCCGUGGGCGAGCCUCCACUUUUCUUGGCUGCAUCAGUAUUGUUCGCGAUCAAGGAGGCUAUCCGGUCAGCGCGGGUCGACGCCGGAGUAACCCCCGAGUUCGUGCUAGAGACACCGGCCACGUGUGCGCGGAUAAGAAUGGCUUGUGAAGACGAAAUAACGAAGCAGGUACUUCCUACAAUAACGAGGAGUGGCAAGCCUUGGAACGUGGUCGCGUAAUAGCACUAAUUUAUAUACUACUUAUAUGAGUUAUAUGUACCUACCUAUAUGUUCAUAAAAAUAUCACCUACAUUGUAUUUUUGUUUCAACAUAAAAAUUAUGUACUAUAAUAAAGUUUCUAUGUUUUACAA